AUGGACUCAUUGCAGAAAAACCACACGUUAACCUCUGAAUUUAUUAUCCUGGGCUUUGGCAACCUGGCUGAAUUACAAAUCUUCUUUUUUGGGCUCUUCCUAAUCAUGCAUGUUGUCACUAUAGCAGGGCACACAACUAUUGUGUUUAUUACCUUCACAGACUCCUGUCUCCAGACGCCCAUGUAUUUCUUCCUUCGAAACCUGUCCAUCAUUGAAAUUUGUUAUAUAUUGGUUAUUGUCCCAAACAUGCUGGCCAAUAUCCUGUCCAGGGGCCAACGGAUGCCCUUCCUGGGCUGUGCCCUGCAAAUGCACCUCUUCAUUGCCCUGGGUGGGGCAGAGUGCUUCCUGCUGGCCGCGAUGGCCUAUGACCGCUUUGUGGCCAUCUGUAAGCCCCUGCGCUACACACUUAUCAUCACCAAGGCCCUCUGCCUGCAGAUGCUAGCUCUGGCAUGCGUCAGUGGCUUCACACUCUCACUCACCCUAACCACGCUGAUAUUCCUCCUGCCCUUCUGUAACUCCCAUGAGAUCAAUCAUUUCUUCUGUGACAUCCCUGCUGUGCUAUUCCUAGCCUGCUCAGACACACGAGUCAAUGAGAUUGCAGUCUUCCUUGUCUGCCUGAUCAUCCUGUUGAUUCCCUUCUUGCUGAUCUUGAUUUCCUAUGCAUUCAUCAUCACAGCCAUCCUCAGGAUGCACUCGGCUGAGGGCAGGAACAAAGCCUUCUCCACCUGUGCGGGGCACCUGCUGGUCUCUCUUCUGCACUAUGGCUGCGCGAUCUUCAUCUACAUUCGCCCCAAGUCAUGCUAUGCCCCGGAACAGGACAAAAUUGUGUCCUUAAUCUACACCAAUGUAACCCCUAUGCUCUAUCCUAUAAUCUACAGCCUGAGGAACAAGGAAGUCAAGGGUGCCCUCAGGAGACUCCUGAAGAGUUGCAACUAG
Molecule: messenger RNA, 936 nt
Organism: Tupaia belangeri chinensis (Chinese tree shrew)
Lineage: Eukaryota; Metazoa; Chordata; Mammalia; Scandentia; Tupaiidae
Product: olfactory receptor 10Q1
Exons: 1
Coding region: 1-936 (311 amino acids)
Biological process (GO): G protein-coupled receptor signaling pathway
Cellular component (GO): membrane
Molecular function (GO): olfactory receptor activity; G protein-coupled receptor activity
Source: RefSeq, a predicted model, not a curated record